This is a messenger RNA of Rattus rattus (black rat), 2256 nucleotides long. RefSeq names its product checkpoint kinase 1 (gene Chek1). Gene Ontology annotation, cellular component: cytoplasm; nucleus; site of double-strand break. The coding region runs from base 283 to 1713 and encodes 476 amino acids. NCBI's taxonomy places the organism in Eukaryota, Metazoa, Chordata, Mammalia, Rodentia, Muridae. Gene Ontology annotation, biological process: mitotic G2 DNA damage checkpoint signaling; protein phosphorylation. The record is from RefSeq and is a predicted model, not a curated record. The transcript is spliced from 13 exons. Gene Ontology annotation, molecular function: protein serine/threonine kinase activity; ATP binding.
UUUUGCGACAGCAUGACGCAAGCAGGUUUUGGCGGGAAAAGCUGUGCAUUUGGAUUCCUGUGGCAGCUGGCAAAGGACUGCUUGGUGAGAAGGGCGUCCUGAACGGUGGGAAAGAACUCCAGCAAAGGACCCAGAGGGGUUGAUUAGUGCGGGCUGGCAUGGUGAGGGAGUGGCCCAGAUGAGCGGAGAGGUGGGAGGGCCGCCCGGAGUGCGGGCUGGAACCGGUGGUCUGCGGCUCUCCAGCGUACAGGGACCAGAGCUUUUUUUGCUGUGCUUGGAGUCAUGGCAGUGCCUUUUGUGGAAGACUGGGAUUUGGUGCAAACUUUGGGAGAAGGCGCCUAUGGAGAAGUUCAACUUGCUGUGAAUAGAAUAACUGAAGAAGCUGUUGCAGUGAAAAUUGUAGACAUGAAGCGGGCCAUAGACUGCCCAGAAAAUAUUAAGAAAGAGAUCUGCAUCAAUAAGAUGUUAAAUCAUGAGAAUGUAGUGAAAUUCUAUGGCCACAGGAGGGAAGGCAACAUCCAGUACCUGUUUCUGGAGUACUGUAGUGGAGGAGAACUCUUUGAUAGAAUAGAGCCAGACAUAGGGAUGCCUGAACAAGAUGCUCAGAGGUUCUUCCAUCAGCUCAUGGCGGGGGUGGUUUAUCUUCAUGGCAUUGGAAUAACUCACAGGGAUAUUAAACCAGAAAACCUCCUCUUGGAUGAAAGGGAUAAUCUCAAAAUCUCUGACUUUGGCUUGGCAACAGUGUUUCGGCAUAAUAAUCGUGAGCGCUUACUGAACAAGAUGUGUGGGACUUUACCUUAUGUCGCUCCAGAGCUUCUAAAGAGGAAAGAAUUUCACGCAGAACCAGUUGAUGUUUGGUCCUGUGGAAUAGUGCUUACUGCAAUGUUGGCUGGAGAAUUGCCUUGGGACCAGCCCAGUGAUAGCUGUCAAGAAUAUUCUGAUUGGAAAGAAAAGAAAACCUAUCUCAAUCCUUGGAAAAAAAUUGAUUCUGCUCCUCUGGCUUUGCUUCAUAAAAUUCUAGUUGAGAAUCCAUCAGCAAGGAUCACCAUCCCAGACAUUAAAAAAGAUAGAUGGUACAACAAACCACUUAACAGAGGAGCGAAGAGGCCACGUGCUACUUCAGGUGGUGUGUCAGAGUCUUCUAGUGGAUUCUCUAAGCACAUUCAUUCUAAUUUGGACUUUUCUCCAAUAAAUAGUGGUUCCAGUGAAGAAAACGUGAAGUUUUCUAGUUCCCAGCCAGAGCCUCGGACAGGGCUUUCCUUGUGGGACACCGGCCCCUCGAAUGUGGACAAACUGGUGCAAGGCAUCAGUUUUUCCCAGCCUACGUGUCCUGAUCAUAUGCUUGUAAACAGUCAGCUACUUGGUACCCCUGGAUCUUCACAGAACCCAUGGCAGCGCUUGGUCAAAAGGAUGACACGAUUCUUCACUAAAUUGGAUGCAGACAAAUCUUACCAAUGCCUGAAAGAGACCUUUGAGAAGUUGGGCUAUCAGUGGAAGAAGAGUUGUAUGAAUCAGGUUACUGUAUCAACAAUGGAUAGAAGAAACAAUAAGUUGAUUUUCAAAAUAAAUUUGGUAGAAAUGGAUGAGAAGAUACUGGUUGACUUCCGGCUUUCUAAGGGUGAUGGGUUAGAGUUCAAGAGACACUUCCUGAAGAUUAAAGGGAAGCUCAGCGAUAUUGUGAGCAGCCAGAAGGUUUGGUUCCCUGUUACGUGACGAAGCCGUCAGCUCUGCACAUCCCUGGGGAAUCCAGUGCUGCUGCUGUGGGACAUUUUUCUUCCUAGAGGAGGUUAUCUUAUUCUGCAAACUGCAAACAGUAGUUGUCGAAGAGCUCUGUGCCCAUUACCCAAACAUCUUCCAGUUCCUAGUAUGUUUUGCGUACAAAUCCUACUGUAUCUUGAUUGUAUGUAAUACUUUGGGGAAAGGAUGGAUCAAAUUCAUUAGGUAUUUCUCCAGCUGUGUUUAAAUUGUCUGAAUUUGAAACCGAGUUUUGGGAUGCUUGAGUUUUCCAGCUUUUAUACCAAUGUAGUAUCACUUUUGAACAGCCAAAAGUUUGUUUCAUCCCAAGCAAACUCUUCUUUCUCUGCCUGUUUAGUUGUAAGGAUGAAUAAACACAGACCAUGUAUAGUUGAUUGGUUCGUGAGUGAGGCCAGCCACAGAAAGUAUGUAUGCACGUACUGUACUUUCAGCUUGGGUGUACGCUGCACAAGGCCUUGACCAAUUAUAAACUGUUUUGAGUUAGAAUUGCCCUGCCCCGCC